Anopheles funestus (African malaria mosquito) is the source of this 6867-nucleotide messenger RNA. RefSeq lists its product as uncharacterized. The record is from RefSeq and is a predicted model, not a curated record. Gene Ontology annotation, cellular component: nucleus. Lineage: Eukaryota; Metazoa; Arthropoda; Insecta; Diptera; Culicidae. The transcript is spliced from 9 exons. Gene Ontology annotation, biological process: regulation of transcription by RNA polymerase II. The coding region runs from base 1156 to 4875 and encodes 1239 amino acids.
UUUCGCGACUUCUAUGUUUUCGCUGCUUUUUUCCAAGAAUAAUUCGAUUUGCUGUUUUUCGGUGAAUAUGAAAAUCGUUAAUCAUUAAAGUAAAUUAUUUCCGGAAAGCAUAUCCUUAAAAAAGAGUUUAAACUUUUGACCGUACGACCAAGUUUAGUUUCCCUGGCGUAAAACGUCGCCUUAAACAUCGCUCGGCUGCACUUUGACAGCUUGGAACGAUGAUUUUGCGGUGUUUUUCCCUCAAACCGAUGAUGGGGGACUCUUGCUCUUGCCGUUUUACCCCUUAGCGAAUGAAAAGCAUACGCAUCUUUCUGUGAUUGUCCCGAAGUUGUUAGUGCGUGUAAAAAGCAGUUUUCCCACGAUAAACAUGCAACGGAGUGAUAGACUGGUGCAAAGACUUUCGUCCAAUUGAUCCGGAUGGCGUAAAGCUGGGUUGCCCCGCAGAAGGCUUGCGUAUCCUCGGUCGCUGUGAGAAAGGUGCGUGCGUAUAUGUAUGUGGAAGAAGCUGUGUAUAUGCGUGCAGCCGUCGGACGGCGAGCAUAAGCAAGCAGUCAGUACCCCUUGACGGCAUAACUUUGGCAGAUCGAUUUUUACACAAUGCGUGCGAUACUGUAAACCGGCAGUAUCCUUUAAAUAUCCUAUUCAUGCCGGAUGAUCAACAAAUAGCAAGCCGAGCGGACAAGCGAACGCUAGCAGGAUUGUGCAUUCAUGCGUUCCCAUUGAUGCUGGAUCCUUUUUAUUUGUACAACAACGGUGGAAGAACAUGAGUAAAGAGCUUUUUUUUUGGUUGGUGUUUUCCAAAUGUAAGAUAAACCAGGCGGACAUUUAGAUGUUAUGCUGUAUAGGUGGCUAGUUUUAGCAUGAAUGAAUCAUGGCAUCGAUUGUCCAUGCCGGUUUGCAAUAAGUUCUGAACCGAAUUAUGUUCUUUUUCGAGUGCAAAAAAAAGCUGUCUAGUGCUGCGUCGUUUUGUCCCGUAUGUCAUCCUUGUGAUUCUGUCUAGUGGUAUUUUGCGUAAUUUCUGAUUCAUCAAAGUGAUCAUCACGCGGUUAGUGUGUUAAAGAGGAAGCAAAACGAAAAACAUACCCCAGUGGGAAGACAAAACCACGAAUGUCCUAUUUACCGCAUUGUAUCUUCAGCGCAUAACACAAGAUAGCAAUGUCUGGCCACAAUCCGCCACACGGUCGACUGGGACAACCGAACACUACAUGGAAUCCGUUACAGGUGCCGUCGUACGUUCCCCGACAACCGCAGCUGGCACACAUGUCGAGCGAAAGAUCGAUGGCACGCUCUCCUUUAACGUGGCCUACACCACCGACAACGCAUCAGGAUAAGGUGUACAGCCUAAUGAAUAACCUUGAAAUGAAUCCACUAUUGCAAGGGUACGGGCGUAACGUUGGUAUGCCGCUGGGAUCGGUCGAUCUGACACUGUCAUCCGCCUCACGCAGCACACCCUCACCGAAAGGGGUCCACAACAAUAUUCCGACUGCUUCCACGAGUUCGUCACAUUCGACGCAUACCUCUUCGUCUUCAGCAACGUCAACACUGCCAUCAAACAUUCCCACCAGUGGCGUUCACAGCAUGGCCGCGGAUAGUGGCCUUACUGGAAGUAAUCACCAAUCGCGAACUGCUGGCACCUCAGUCGUACCCUCUUCGGGCGGUGUAAUCCAAUCGACCACGGUGGCAGCACUGAAAGAACGCAUGCAAGGUGCCGGCAGUAUCGGUUUGCCGCCUAGUGGUGCUGGAACCACAUCCAACAACUUUGGUAUGACGAAUACAAUCAACGACGGUAGUAAUAGCACGAUCGGUGCCAGUAUGGUACGGGGAGGCAAUGGUUUCGGUGCCGGUUUGAGCAAUCGCACAGCGAGUGACCUUGCCGCACUCGUGUCGGGCGGUCUGCUAGUAAAGGAUGCGAAGCAAAUCAACAGCGAAAUGGAUAGUAAAAAUGGUCGAGAUUGUUUUUCGCACAUUUCCGACUCGGCCGACUUGGUAAAGGAGUUCGUUUUCCAAACGAUGCACUGCAGCGCGUUGUCGGUUUCACCAAAGCGAACAUCUCCAGCAAGAUCGUCAGUGCAGUCGGCUUUAAGCCCAACUAGGAGUCGCAGCCCGCCGUUAAACUUAUUGCUCGGCCCGUCCACCAUCGACGGUGGUGGUAAGCUCGGUGUGGAUUGUUUGAACAGUACGUUUCCCUUGCCGAGCAACAAUACUGCUGUGCCAUCAUUGUCGCUGAGUACGGAAUCUACCACACCCGCUGCACCGUUGGACGGGACCGAUAUUGGCACCGUAACGGCACGAGCGAUUGGAUCAUUGCUAGCCGGUACUGGUAGCGAACUAGCUACCGGCACAUCCAUACCUUGCCCUAUCAAUCCUUCCGCUUCGCCGACCGGAAACAGUAUGGCGUCGAGCGAAGAUUCGGUCGAUUCGUCCAACAGCAGAAGCAACAGCACGCGAAGAAGAAGAAAGCCCGAAAAAACCAACAAAAUGAACGCGGCAUUUCCGCUAGAGGACGGAAAACCACUGUUCCCUGUUGCGGGCAAACCGGUCGACGGUGGGAUUGUAGGACUGGACGAGUUGGAUAGUUUGCGCCCGAACCAUACGGCUCGAAACGAUAUUACCGCACUAGCGAUCGAAGGUAUUAAUGCGCUCAGCCACGGUCUAUCCGGGGCACAGUGCGAUCUUAGUCAAGGUGCACCGCUGGUCAGCAUGUCGGAGAAUAAUGCACGGGAAGCGAGCGGUAUGCAUACGCCGCACGAUAUCUUCCUGCCGCAUCAUGCGCAACGAAAGCCACCAGCGGAAAUGUCCCAGGAUCAACAGAAGCUACUAGAAACCCUUAUCCAAAGCAAUAUGAACAAUAAUGGCACAGGACCGUCAACGAUCGGUACCGGUUUGCAUACAUCCACUGCAUCGGCAUUGGCUAGUGCCACGGUUUCGGACACGGCAGAAAAUGCAAACGCCCUGCCAAAGCAGCACGUCACGAAUGAUUGUGAAACGAUCGAUAAAAUAGCCGCCAUGGUAUCGUCUACGAAUGCGAUGGCACGAAAGUUUUUGCUAGACAAAGUGACGGAACCAACGAACGAUAAUGGUAUCGUCGGAUCGAUGGCAAACACGCCCGAAAUGAACUGCAAUGGACCUGCACCGCUUGAAAAGAGUACGGCGCAUGAGGAGAAAAAUGGCCGAAAGGGGGAUAAAAAGGCAAAUGCUUCUGAUAGUAGCUAUGAAGAGGUCGAAAAUAAGCUCGAAGAAAUGUUUGCGGGCAUUGAAGAGCAGCCGGGAAAUUGCGUCGGGUCGGACGUACACAAGGAAUCGACGGACACUGGUGAUAAUCAUAUGACCGCCGGAAAGUUAGCGUCUUCGAUCGGCCAUGAUCACGCGACAGAUGUUGCAGAUGGUGACGUAAUGAAGCAGCUGUCGAAUGAUUUAUUAUUAGCGAGCCGGGCGAGUGACGCAAGUGACCAUCCGAUGCAUACCGACAUCCCGGCCUGUUCCAGCAAUGGUAGCGGGAAGAAACCACUAACUCCAGCACAAAAGCGUAGCAUCGGAAGUAAAGCGAUCGCACAACCGGCGGGUGAAAUGAUCACCAGCACACCGGCAGCGAAACGUAAGCGUGGGCCUAAAAAGAAAUCGAACGCACACAGCAAACCCGCCAUCAGCCCGUUUAUGGAACCGGCGGGGCCCCCCAUGUUGGGCCUAAAGGCAUUGAGUAACAAAAAGAAGGGAAAGAAAGGUGCUGCCGCCGGUACGGGUAAGAAAGGAGGUAAAGCAGCAGCAACAAAAGGAAAACCAUGGAGCAAGUCUGAUGAUCGUGAAACGUCAGGAGGCACCGCAUGGUCUGCAGGGGCUGCUGCUGCUGCUAGUAUAGAAGCAAACGGGAAGUACAAGGGGCCUUACGUACAGGUCCGGUCGGACGGAUGCCAUACCGUCAUAAAUGCGCCCCUCAACGAGGAGGACAGUGAGAAGACGCAAAACAAGACGAAAAAGUUCAGCAACAGUCUCAACAGUUCGGAGCGAAGUAAAAUUCGCGGUCUGCAUGUGAGCACACUCAGCACCAAAUACGAUGCGGACACGACCGAUACGAGCUGGAUGUGUGUGUUUUGUAAAACGGGCCCGCACAAAUUUCGGCUCGGCGAUCUGUUCGGUCCGUACAUCAUAAGCACCGGUUCCAGCGAGUUCGUACAGAGCCAGGUCGAUGUGGAUUACUUUAGUGUGCGUCGAACGCGUGACGAUCUUGAAUCGAACCAGGCGAAACAAAAGCGUGCUGCUGAGAAGCUGAAAGAGCAGCAACAGUGUGGCACGAAAAGUAAAAAGCGGAAAAACGAAAAAGGAGCGGCAGUAAAUGUUGGCCCGUUUCCCGUACCAGGACCGAGCAACACGAAGGAAAUGCCAGUUAAGGAGGAGAAAUGUGACGAUACCCUCGGUGCGGAACAGCAUACAUCGACAGAAAUUUUUUACGGCAUGAUCAAAGCAAGUGAUAACACGUACGAGGUAUGGACGCACGAAGACUGCUUAGUGUGGGCCCCCGGCGUUUACAUGGUAGGGACGCGCAUCGUCGGUCUAGAGGCGGCCAUCUGGAACUGCUGUCGGCACCAGUGCCAGCUGUGCCGAAACUAUGGUGCUGUGUUGAGCUGUCUGCAUCAGGGCUGUCAGGCGAAGGCGCACUACAUCUGUGGCCACAAACAAAGCUGGAAGAUGACUGAAGAUUUCCAAUCGUUUUGUCAACUGCACGCAACUGCGAAAGAACCUAGUGGUGAUGGUAGUGACGAUGUAGCCUCCAGCAGUCAGGAAGCUGCAGCAGCACCGGCAGCAACGGCGAAGCAACCGAAAAAGGAAGGCAAGGCAGGUAAGAAGGCGGUGGUUAGUUUGACAACGAGUGCGUCAUGAAUAUCAUGUGAUGAAAAGAUUGAUCAACUUCAAUGGAGAUAUGACUGAUUGAGUGAGAAUCAUUUUAGCUAGCAGGUUGCAUUUCCGCAUAUUGUAAUGCAGGCGAGAUGCGAUAGAGGAUGUAGAGGCACCCUGGGCAAACGUUGGAAUUGAGCAGGAAAGAUGAAACUUCUGGCAAAUGCGGUGUGUGGUAUACAAGGAAGCUUUUAUAAGAUUACUGUUUAACAGUACAGUGUAAAAUGUAACGUGUUCAUAAUUUGCACAUAAUCACUUAAAUAGAACAAAACCCCUCUUGUCACCUACUUCAGUAUGAAUACGAACGAAUGCAGCGCCGCUCGAUGCUUCUCGUGUGCGAAGGGAUACGGUUCCUUUUUUUUAUCUAGGAAGAGAGACAUUUCGAACGUUCCGAAAAUGUGUUUGCUAGUUUUUAUCAUUUUACAAUCUAUGUUGCCAACCCUUGUUUCUGUCUGAUGUAGAUUUUAACAAACUUCUCGUCCUGUCUGCCCUUAACAUUUAGUAGCUUAUUUAGUAUUGUUUACGUAUUUAUGUACACCGAUACAGUCCGGUCAACUGUACACAUGUUUAGCUGAAAAUAUGCAGCAAAAGGUAUGUUUGUUUGGCUUUAGGGAUUCGAUUCAAGGUACCUACAAUGCUGAACUGUUUGGCUAAAUUGUAAAAAAAAUUGUGGCAAACACAUAUGCAAAUUCUUCUAAAAGAAAUGCACAAAGAACAAACGGUUUCGAGAAAAAAAGUAAUAUAUUUAUUUUGUUUGGAAUUAUAUCUGAACAUUUUGACAACAUUCCACAUUUUCCUGGAUAAAAUACUCUGAUCGUAAUUUCUUUUCUUCUUGCAAUAUUUUUGGCCUUAAACGUUUGUUUUAUCUUGUAAUCGUAUGAUUGAUGCAUACAGAACCAAAAACUACUUUACAUUUGCUUUACGAACGACGAAUCUCUCAAAAUCCCCAAACAAGUUCGGUACACUACCGACACGAGGCAAUAGCAAUGUGUACAUAGUCAGUAUCGCGUACAACACAAGCCAGUUCGGUUAAAUGAUUAGGUUUCUAACGUCUAUGGUUUUAGUGGCUAAAUCAUGCAUCUAUGUUGUGUUUGUGGGGCGGCUAGCAAAACAUUUAAUUUCUUCCGGAUCACGGGCACACGUAAGAAAUGCAAAAUUUUAAACCCUCACUAGCGAUGAAGCUGAUAGGCAAUGUGGUUUGGCUUAUUAAACAUAUAAAUAUAUACUUAAAAAUGCACGUAAGAUGGUAACAAGUUUUAGUUUAAUGUACCCAUAUAGAAAAAGCCCUACGUCGCGCCAUGGUUCUUAUACAAAGAUAUUUUUGUAUUUGGAGAUGUAAUGAGCAAAUCGAAAUACUACGUAGCGUCAUGACAAACAUUUUAUUCUUAACGAGCCAUAGUUUACUUCGAAAUUAGCGUACGGUUUAAGCAAACAGUGGUCAGGUUUUGUACUAUAGAAAGAGCGAGAGCUAGACGAUAAGAUAUUCCACCUUGUGUGCAUCAUGGCGUAAUUGUAACGAACAAAGAGAUAACAAACAUGGCCGCCGAACGGGCAAACGCUCGAUUAACUCACAAUCACGCAACGAUCAUUGUUCCACCAUUCGGCCAAAAACAUUCAGUGUGCUGCACCUCCUGGGACCGUUGCUACGAUGUAACGUUUUGGCGGGGAUCGGUACGACAAUGGCGAACGAUAAUGUAAGUUGUAAAGACAAGUUCUGUUUAAAAUUUGUCGAAUGCAUGUGAUUUACCGUUUAAAAAAAAAGAAGAAAUGUAAAAAUAUGGAAAAGAAAGUUAUUUAACAAAACAGAGACAUAACAAUGGUAAAAACAAGCAAAAACACAGUACAGAGAUAGUAAAAUACAAAGAAAAUAAAAUUAAAAAAAAACAGAUCAAAUUCUACUGUAGAAUACGUCGUUUUUUGCAUUGAAAAAUCGAACAAAAUACUGAUAAUAAAACAAAGCAAGUUUUAUGAAAUGAA